Molecule: messenger RNA, 396 nt
Organism: Arachis ipaensis
Lineage: Eukaryota; Viridiplantae; Streptophyta; Magnoliopsida; Fabales; Fabaceae
Source: RefSeq, a predicted model, not a curated record
UGGUUAAGGUUGAAGGCGAAAGUUUUUGGUUAAGGUCUUCCAAGAAGAUUUUGUCAAAACGUUGAUCGUGUCAUGGCAAGGAAUAAGGAAUUUAUUGAUCUUAAAGCUACAUCAAGUAAGAAUUUGCUUAGACAAUUCGAGGCUAAGAGACAAAGGAUUGUAACUGAACGCAAGAAAUAUGAAAUGGAAGCUGCAGCUGCUAAUGACAAGGAGAAAUAUGAGCGAAGGGUGGAUGAACCAGAAAGUCAAUUGGAGAUGCGUGCAACCAAAGGGCAGAAGAAAUCCACAUCAAAGAAGCUGGAUUUUAGUCAUCUGCAAAGCACAUUCGAUUCUAUUAGCAAAAGGACUAACUCCACGCCUACCACCUUGGAAGUACAUCCAAACAUUCCAUCGUAA